This is a messenger RNA of Trichoplax adhaerens, 1332 nucleotides long. RefSeq lists its product as uncharacterized. The record is from RefSeq and is a predicted model, not a curated record. The transcript has 12 exons. Gene Ontology annotation, cellular component: nucleolus; preribosome, small subunit precursor; cytoplasm. Lineage: Eukaryota; Metazoa; Placozoa; Uniplacotomia; Trichoplacea; Trichoplacidae. Gene Ontology annotation, molecular function: snoRNA binding. Gene Ontology annotation, biological process: rRNA processing. The coding region runs from base 1 to 1332 and encodes 443 amino acids.
AUGAGUGACAAGAAAGAGCAAAGAAAUCGAGGGCUUGCCGAUGAUAUUAUUGGUGAUGUGCAUGCCAAACCAAGCGGCAGAAAUAAGAGGCGAAAACGUGUCGAAAAAACUGAUCCGUAUGUUACAGAAAGACUAUCUGGCAAAAUUCUCCAGCAAGCCAGGGAACAACAAGAUGAAAUCGAGGAGGGAUUAGAUGAUGUUCACCCUGCACAAAGAAAACGAAUUAAGAAACGUCCUCAACCCACUACUAGUCUAGGAGACCAUUUCGACAAUGAUAGUGAAGCUGAUGGUGAAGCUAAUAGCGACGAAGGAUCAGAUGUAGAAAUUUCCGAGGCAGACCUAACCGGAGCGAUCAAACUAGACAAGGAGGAUGAAAAGGCAUUGCAAUUAUUUAUGUCAGUAGAGCCUGAUAAAAGAAUGACUUUAGGUGAUUUUAUCAAGGAAAAGAUUAACGAAAAACAUAUCGAAUUCCAAAGCCAAAUGUCAGAUAGUGGAUCAAUAACAAGGCAUGCACCACUAGAUCAGAAAUUAGUCAUGUACUUCAGAAAAGUUGGAGAACUGCUAAGCAAGUUUAGAUCUGGACGUUUGCCUAAGCCAUUCAAUUAUUUAGCCUGUGUUCCAAACUGGGAAGAGCUGGUUUGCAUUACCGAGCCUGAAAAUUGGACCGCAGCGGCAAUGUACGAAGCGACUCGAAUCUUGUCUUCAAAUCUUACAGCAAGAAAAGUCCAACGAUUCUAUAAUCUGGUACUACUACCGAGAGUUCGCGAUGAUAUUGCUGAGUAUAAACGUUUAAACUACCAUCUAUACAUGCAAAUUAAACCAGAUCACUAUUUUCAGGCUCUUAAAAAGGCACUAUUUAAACCAUCGGCGUUUUUCAAGGGUAUUUUACUUCCGUUAUGUGAGGCUAGAAAUUGCUCAUUACGUGAAGCUGUCAUUAUUGGAAGUAUUUUAAAUAAAACGAGUAUUACUUCACUUCAUGCAUGUGCUGCUAUUUUAAAACUCACAGAAUUGGAAUACACAGGUGCAAAUAGUAUUUUUAUCAGAAUUUUACUUGAUAAAGGCUAUACCAUGCCAUAUAAAGUUAUCGAUGCUUUAGUAUUCCAUUUCCUAAGAUUUAGGUCAGAGAAAAGACGGCUGCCAGUAUUAUGGCACCAGUGCUUCCUAACAUUCGUGCAAAGAUAUAAAGAAGAUAUUUCUAGCGAUCAAAAGACUGCAUUAUUAGAUAUUUGUGAAGUGCAAAAGCAUAAUCAGAUAUCAAGUGAAAUUCGCCGUGAAAUAACAAAUUCAAAGUGUCGAGACCUUGAGAUACCAGAAGAUGCAAUGAUGCCAUAA